Dicentrarchus labrax (European seabass) is the source of this 4221-nucleotide messenger RNA. RefSeq names its product synaptotagmin-2 (gene syt2b). Bases 388 to 1677 code for a protein of 429 amino acids. The transcript has 9 exons. The record is from RefSeq and is a predicted model, not a curated record. Lineage: Eukaryota; Metazoa; Chordata; Actinopteri; Moronidae. Gene Ontology annotation, cellular component: dense core granule; synaptic vesicle membrane; axon. Gene Ontology annotation, biological process: regulation of calcium ion-dependent exocytosis; regulation of dopamine secretion; synaptic vesicle endocytosis. Gene Ontology annotation, molecular function: phosphatidylserine binding; calcium ion binding; calcium-dependent phospholipid binding.
GCCGGGAAAUACAGCAGUGGAACUGCACCGGCUCUGAUGCUUGUGCUGAUUUCAGUGUGUUAGAACAAUGUUAAUCUGUAUGAGUGUUUCUUCUCCCCUCUGCCCGAUCUGAGUACAGCAGAUCAUCUUCAGCAGCACCUUUAUCCAAGGGAACUCUUGUUUGAGGGUGUCCUGCUUCUUGGACAGAAACACCCCCAGGUGAAACUGGGACCUUCCAGCACUGGGUGGUUUUGAGAUGUCUUUUGAGAGUGGGAUGAACCACAGUGCAGAUUGUUAAGAUUUUUUUUCUUCCUGUCAAGAGCAUAUCUGACCCUGUUCUCUGCUUCCACUCCUUCUUUAGGAGGCAGCACUUCUCUUUUAAAGGGACGCUGCGCCUAGUCUUUGACAAUGAAGUUCAACUUGUUCAGGCCACAGGCCGUGGCAGCCGCCGAGCCCACCGGCGCCACUACCAUGACCAUGGCUCCAACCUCAGUUGUCAUCUCCACCUCCGCGCCGGACACCUCUGGCUCCAACAACACAGAGAUUAGCAAGAAUGACAUGUUUGAGGAGAUCAAGAGCAAAUUCUUGAAUGAAAUUGAUAAAAUCCCAUUGCCUCCGUGGGCUCUGAUUGCCAUCGCUGUGGUGGCCGCGUUGCUCAUCCUUACCUGUUGCUUCUGCAUAAUCAAAAAAUGUUGCUGCAAGAAGAAGAAGAACAAGAAAGGGAAAAAGGGCAAGGAUGGCUUCAACAUGAAGAACAUGCAGGGUGGCGAGGACGACGAUGAUGAUGAGGGAGAGACCGGACUGACGGAGGAGGAGAAAGAGGAAGAGGAAAAAGAACAAGAGAAACUGGGGAAGCUGCAAUAUUCUAUAGAUUAUGACUUUGAGAAUACAAAGCUCACAGUUGGCAUUCUUCAAGCUGCGGACCUCUUGUCCAUGGACUCAGGUGGCACAUCCGAUCCUUACGUUAAAGUCCUGCUCCUACCUGAGAAGAAGAAGAAGUAUGACACCAAAGUCCACAAGAAAACACUGAACCCUGUCUUCAAUGAGACAUUUGUAUUCAAGGUUCCCUAUGAAGAGCUCGGUGGGAAGACUCUGGUGAUGUCUGUUUAUGACUAUGACCGAUUUUCCAAACAUGACGUCAUUGGUGAGGUGAAGAUUGCCAUGAACACCAUUGACCUUGGACGACCAAUAGAGGAGUGGCGGGACCUGGAGAGCGCUGAUCAAGAGGAGCCUGAGAAACUCGGAGACAUCUGCAUCUCCCUCCGUUACGUCCCCACUGCCGGCAAACUCACCGUCUGCAUCCUGGAGGCAAAGAACCUGAAGAAGAUGGAUGCCUGUGGAUUAUCUGAUCCUUAUGUAAAGAUCCAGCUGCUGCAGGGGGGUAAGCGCCUGAAGAAAAAGAAGACUACAGUGAAGAAGAACACCCUUAACCCUUACUAUAAUGAAUCCUUCAGCUUUGAAAUCCCUCUGGAACAGAUGCAGAAAAUCUUGGUGGCGGUCACAGUGUUUGAUUAUGACAAGAUCGGUAAGAAUGACGCCAUCGGAAAGAUCUUCGUGGGCAGUAAGGCGACAGGCUUAGGUCUGAAGCACUGGUCUGACAUGCUGGCUAAUCCGCGCCGCCCCAUCGCCCAGUGGCAUCCAUUGCAGCCAGAGGAGGAUAUUGAUGGUCAGCUGGCAUCCUUGGCUGCAAAGAAGUAACGUGCUCCACCAACCAGCUAAUGCACUAACUCAGAAAUCCAACCCCCACCCCUACUUUGCAUGAAACCCAUGACUUAACACGUGACUACUCGUCAUGAAACCUGCUCAGCAAAAAAGAGACAUCAUAGAAUAUCCGCUCAUUCAUGGUUAAGUCGGAAAAAAACUAUUUUUAAACAUCACAUUUCACACAUUAGUGUAUGCUGAGAAGAGUGGCGUUGAGUUUUCGGGUGACUGGUUCAUGAAUGAUUGACUUUUGGUCUUUCUUUCAUUUGAAGAAACUGAUUCUAAGGGUGCUGUCACUGAAUGAAAGUUUUGGUUGAAGACAAUGCUGGAAAUAAAGCUUUAGUUUAGUUUAUAGAGCAUGCUUUACUUACCUCCCCACUGCUCUGCAUACACCAUGCCCAGUAUUGUAUCUUGCUAAUAAGUGUGCUAUAACUUGCAAUAGAAAGUACUGUAGCAUUGGGUUAUUUCCUGCAUAGAGUCUGUUUAAGUCUAUAAAUGCAAAAAGAUUUAAUUGAGAGUGAAUGAGCCCAAGGUCACUGAAUGUGAUCCAUGUCCAAAUCUGUCUUCAUUUUAUUAGCUCACAUUUGAGAAGACGAUGCAUACAGUACAGUACGGUAUACAGUAUGGCAGGAGUGACACAGUUGUCUGAUCCAAGUUGCUUGUGCUUUUGUGUUGCCAUGAAGGCACGACUAUGCAUUUAGGUUCAACAUACAUUUCUGUUUCUUUAGACAGAUCUAAUGUAGGACAGGAAUACAAGGGUGCCUUUCCUGAUGACAGCUUCAUUGUUUUGUUUAGAAGGGAAUAUCAUUCAAAAGUAGCCAGAGACACUGUGAAUGUGCCAUCUGGAAUCUGUCCUGAGCUGUGUUGACCAUUUGGAUGUAAAACCUUACUUAUCUGUGGACAAAGUAAGUAUACUGGAAGGCUAACCAAUGAUGUUCAAUCCAAUUAUGACUAUGCUUCUUUUAACUUGCUACCUGAAAACAGUGCCAUCUAACAUAUUUUUGUUUUGAUACCCCUUAAACGGAUUAUAUGUCUUUCUCUGAAGAUUGUUGUAGUUUACCAAACAUACUGUAGUACUCUUCAAUACUUUAAUAGCUUCUGGUGAAACAACAUGAGGAUUUCUGUCCAAGACGAGAUGUUUUUAUAGAGAAUUGAAUUUGAAAUGUAAGAUGUAGCUGCACUUUUUAAGAUGACGAGAAUUCAAGUACAGAAUGCAGGUUUGUAAAAUCCCAACAGGACAAGUGCUACAUCAAACAUAUAAUACAAUAAACAUAUCUUGGACCAUUUGCUUGAACCAAAUAGAGCUGCAGAAUCUAGCAUGUAUCAUGCCCCACAGUAUUUCAUGUUGUUUGAAUCGUUCACUCAUCAGCCGCAAGCUUUGUAAACCUGGAGUGCUGCAACAUGGUGGUGGUACAAGUUCAUCACAGACAUCCUGCAUUACUGUGAAGUGUAGAAGUACGGAGGCGAAAAAUGCCAUGAAGAUUUGAAUAUUAUGAGCAACUCAACACCUAAUGUUUAAUCACCACUGAAUACUUAAUACUGAAGUGUUAAUACAACUGAAUUUAUAGCAUUCAAAUAUUUUUACCUGGAGAAAAAUGUAUUCAUGUGGUGAAUUUAAAAUGCGGUUCACUCAGGAUAACCAAUUGAGCCUGAAUGAAAGGAUCAGACCUCUGUCCUAUAGCAGUGAUUCCCAACCAGAGGUAUUUUUUUUACCCCAGGGGGGAACUUCUGCAGUUAAAAAAGAUAAAAAUUAUGAUUCAAAACAAAGAAAAAUGAAGAAAUCUAGAAGUAAAAUAAACACACAAAUAGGAUUACAAAUUGAUGUGAUGCUGAUCUUUAGUAUAUUUACUGUCACAAUAAUCAAUAGUUAGAAAACUAGUUGGCGUUAGAAAAUGAUUGAAAUGUCCAGCUUUAUCAAGCAUUAAUGGUAAUGAACAUUUACCAAACCUGAAAAAAGAUCCCAGAAUCACCAUACCAUGUCUUGUAUGAAAAAAGUAUUGUUAAGGUAUCUACUAUUUUACAACAAAUACAGAAAAAUAACAACAAUUUUAAAGGAUGGUUGGUGUCAGUGAAGGUGUAUUUGAGCUGUGAGAAUAGCAAAACCAAACAAUUGCACAACUUGAGGUGAAUUUAAACAAUAUGAAUUCAGAAAGAUUAGAUUAGAAAAAAUAUUUCAAUUCUAUAAUUUCAGUGGUAUUAAAAUCUGAUUAAGUAUGCUGUAGAGAUUCAAUUUAUUAUUCAGAUUUAGGUGUUAAAUUGGUAUUAUUACAGACUUUCUUUGCUUCAAUAGGACAUGAUGUCACCAGAAGGAAAAAUAAUUCUGCAGGAGGGUGAACAGCAGCACACUGAUUGGUCCAUACAUAAUAUUACUUCUUCCUAUUGUUAACAUUAUGCAUCACGCAAAUUUGUUAAUAGGCUACAGCAUGUAUUUACAAGAUGAUGUAAAUAGUAGCAUGUUUUAAAGAGGAACCAUAAUUAUAUUGUGUAUGUGUGUUUGUGUUCUGUGUCCUUUUUGAUAAUAAAACGGAGUAAAAAAGAGUA